GGAAAAAUCAUCAUGAUCCAACGGAAGGAGUAACAAAAUUUAAGCAGUAAUAGUUUUCCACUUUAACGUUGGAGUAAGCGAGUUCCAUAAAUUAGUAGAUCCACAAAAUUCUAUGGUUCUCUGUUGCCCCGCCCGCUCUUCGAUUUCACCAUUCUUGUCCCUUGCUCGCAGCACUCUCGUGGCUGUCUUCUUCUCAGCCUCAUCCCCUGUGGGCCAUCCCAUCUCAGAAUUGUAAUCCACUACUAGGGAUUGGGCUUGAGAAAGAUUUUGUUAGGGAUUAAUUGAUAUUUUUUCUCGGAGGGAGCAGAAAAUGAGUACGGAUCUGGUGUCGCCGAGCACGCAUGGAAACCUGGAUGAACAGAUAUCUCAGCUUAUGCAGUGCAAGCCCUUAUCCGAGUCGGAGGUUAGAGCAUUAUGUGAAAAGGCUAAAGAGAUACUAAUGGGGGAGAGUAAUGUUCAGCCUGUGAAAAGCCCUGUUACUAUAUGUGGUGACAUUCAUGGGCAGUUCCAUGAUCUUGCUGAGCUCUUUCGGAUUGGUGGGAAGUGUCCUGAUACAAAUUAUCUCUUUAUGGGGGAUUAUGUAGACCGUGGGUAUUAUUCUGUUGAAACAGUGACUCUUUUGGUAGCUUUGAAAGUGCGCCAUCCUCAGCGAAUUACAAUUCUUAGAGGAAACCAUGAAAGUCGACAGAUCACUCAAGUGUAUGGGUUUUAUGAUGAGUGCUUGAGGAAGUAUGGGAAUGCCAAUGUUUGGAAGACUUUCACGGACCUUUUUGACUUUUUUCCUCUGACUGCACUGGUUGAAUCUGAAAUAUUUUGUUUACACGGUGGGCUGUCCCCAUCUAUUGAAACCCUUGAUAACAUAAGAAGUUUUGAUCGUGUUCAAGAAGUGCCACAUGAGGGCCCCAUGUGUGAUCUUUUAUGGUCUGACCCUGAUGAUCGCUGUGGUUGGGGUAUCUCUCCUCGAGGUGCUGGCUAUACAUUUGGCCAGGACAUAUCUGAGCAGUUCAAUCAUACAAACAGCCUGAAACUCAUUGCUAGGGCCCAUCAACUAGUUAUGGAAGGAUACAACUGGAGCCAUGAACAAAAGGUGGUCACCAUUUUUAGUGCACCAAACUACUGUUAUCGUUGCGGCAACAUGGCCUCUAUCUUGGAAGUUGAUGACAGCAAUGAACAUACAUUUAUUCAGUUUGAGCCUGCUCCAAGAAGAGGGGAGCCAGAUGUUACCAGGAGGACUCCUGAUUACUUCCUUUGAAAGCAUCUGACCGUUUGUUGAUUCCUUUGAAGAGGGGGUGUUCAUCUUGAGGAUUAAGGCGUUAAGGCCCGCAAAGCCUAACGGAAUGUAAAAUGGUACCGACCCCGAACCCGGAUAUAAGUUAUUUCCUAACCUAUCUUAGGCAUGAUAGAAGCGGGGAAGUGUAGCAGCUCCAGUGCUGCAUUAUAUCAUUUUGUGGAUCUCCCCACUCCACCCCAUCCCCACUGUUUCAUACGAAGUAUUAAUUUUUAUUUCUUGUCAGUGCAAGUGGAUAUGUAGUGUGUUUUACCGUCCAAGGUUAAGAAUUCAAUUCCUGCAUUGUGUGUUCUUUUUGUUUCCAGCUAAUUCCUGAAUGGUAGUUUCAUCAAGGCAAGCACCUGAUUUUUUGAAACUAGAACAUUUGAUUUUUUCCCCUUUAAUCCAGUGUGCGGACAUUGUAUGCCUGAAUCUCUGAUUAUUUAAUGUGAAUGUAUUUGUCCAAGCAAGCGAAUAAGCAACAAGCCAAC
Cuscuta epithymum is the source of this 1758-nucleotide messenger RNA. The record is from the annotation of a GenBank genome assembly. NCBI's taxonomy places the organism in Eukaryota, Viridiplantae, Streptophyta, Magnoliopsida, Solanales, Convolvulaceae.